ACUAAACUUCCUCUCUGAACACUACACAUGUCGACAAAUAUCCCACGUCACAAACGACGAUGGAAGCCGUCCCUUCCAAACUUACCUCUAUCGAGGACUUGAAAGCUCAACCAUCAUUAUGGUACAAAAUCCAUGUGCUUGUUUAUGAUCUUCGAAACUUCCAAGAGAAUCCCAUGGCUCAGGCACGACAUGAUGCAGUUGAAGAUUUAUUAUAUAUUGGGGCGCCAUACUUUGACCCGGUUGAAGUACAGCAACUAAAGGCCAGCAUCGUAGAUGCUACAAAUAGCAAAUCUUUGGAAAUGCUCCUUGAAGAUACCUUGAGAGAACUUCUGGAGAGAAGAAUGAAAAAAAGGGUUGAUAGCGGGGAUUAUCGCGUCUGCGCUGCACACGACAUCGCACCAAUCUUUGAGAAAGCUUUCAGCAUCAAGCCAAACGAUUUGCAAACGAACAUUGACUUUCUUGCCCUCUUAGAAAGCUGCAAAUUAGAGCCCAAGGGUAUUGACAACUGGACAGGGCUGCUAAAAAAAUCCUUCAAGCUGAACAACAAACACAAGAAACGUUAAAAACCUCCAUUUGUUAUUUUCUUCGGCCUCUCAAACACCUCCCUUAGCCGCCUGUCAUAUUCGCUCUUCUGCUGGAUCUUACCAACGACGAAUUCCUGGCUUUCCGAACACCAAUAUGAAGAAACAAUACGCUCAAAGUUACUAUCAGCGAAAUGAUCCGCAAAUCUAGGCUGGAGAUGUUGGAUGAAAAUGCCAUAUAGCCCUGAGAUACU
This is a messenger RNA of Pseudogymnoascus verrucosus, 775 nucleotides long. RefSeq lists its product as uncharacterized. Lineage: Eukaryota; Fungi; Ascomycota; Leotiomycetes; Thelebolales; Thelebolaceae. The transcript has a single exon. The coding region runs from base 60 to 563 and encodes 167 amino acids. The record is from RefSeq and is a predicted model, not a curated record.